This is a messenger RNA of Anopheles maculipalpis, 443 nucleotides long. RefSeq lists its product as uncharacterized. The record is from RefSeq and is a predicted model, not a curated record. The transcript has a single exon. NCBI's taxonomy places the organism in Eukaryota, Metazoa, Arthropoda, Insecta, Diptera, Culicidae. The coding region runs from base 12 to 440 and encodes 142 amino acids.
AGCAUAACACCAUGGCCCUAGCCGAGAACACCACCAAGACGGAAAUGACGCUGACGGAAACCUCGACGCCCGUCAUCUCGAAGGAGGUGAUCACCGAACGUACCGCGGACGGUGUGUCGGAGAAGAACAUCACCCAGUCGAAGAGCUACGGUUCGGCCAGCGAAAAAUCCAUGGUCGAAGAGUCGGCCAACUCCAUCACGAAGAAGCACGAAAAGUCGGAAUCUGCAUUCGCCUCCGAGCGCAGCGUUACGGAGUCAGUGUCGGACGGUGGUGCACUUGCUUCCUCCCUGCUGUCGUCCUCCUCGCUGGUCAGUUCUGUUACGAGCAGUAAGGUGGUAUCGUCCUCGUUCAGCUCAUCCACCUCCUCGUCGAUCUCGUCCUCGAUCAAAUCCUCAUCGUUCGAUUCCAGUUCCGCGAUCGACGAAUUCUUCAAGAACUGAAGC